Messenger RNA from Gadus morhua (Atlantic cod), 844 nucleotides. RefSeq names its product stonustoxin subunit beta-like. Gene Ontology annotation, molecular function: protein binding. Lineage: Eukaryota; Metazoa; Chordata; Actinopteri; Gadiformes; Gadidae. The transcript has 3 exons. The record is from RefSeq and is a predicted model, not a curated record. The annotation marks the transcript as partial.
CCCUCCCAUCUGAGAGAGCUUGACCUGAGCUACAAUCACCCAGGAGACUCAGGAGCUGCGCUGCUCUCUGCUGGACUGGAGGAUCCACGCUGGAGACUGGACACUCUCAGUGUGGAGCACGGUGGAGUGUGGAGACUGAAACCAGCUCUAGAGAAGUAUGCCUGUGAACUCACACUGGACCCCAACACAGCCCACAGACGACUCUCUCUGUCUGAGGACAGCAGGAAGGUGACGCUGGUUGAAGAGAAACAGUCGUAUCCGGAUCACCCAGAGAGGUUUGACGGCUGGUACCAGGUGUUGUGUAGAGAGGGUCUGACUGGCCGCUGCUACUGGGAGGUAGAGUGGGGAGGACGGGUUCAUAUAGGAGUGACAUACAGAGGAAUGACAAGGAGAGGAGUGGGUAGUGACGCCGUGCUUGGAUUGAACAACAAGUCCUGGAGUCUUGAUUGUAAUGACGACGACAAUGCUGCUGUCUACACUGCCGAUCACGACGGUAGUAGAACAACCCUACGUCUCCCCCCCCCUCACUCUAACAGAGUAGGAGUGUAUCUGGACCGGCCCGCUGGCUCUCUGUCCUUCUACAGAGUGUCCCCAGGUGGAGGGGGGUCCUCAGACACACUGACACUCCUCCACACCUUCCAGGCCUCCUUCACCCAGGAGGUCCUCCUCCCUGGGUUUACGUUAAAUAACCCUGGUUCCUCAGCGUCUCUGGGAGUGUCCAUUGUAGACACACAAACACACAAAAAGACCCAUGGAAAAGCACGCACAUGUAAACAGUCAUAAACACACCCAAACCAACAAACACAUAUGUACAUAGAAAUUAACACACACACACAAACAAACA